CGAUAGGGGGCGCAGUUGGCUGGUGGCGUGGAGGCGCUGCUCUUCUUCUGUCCUUCUCUCCAUCUAACCCGCAUUGUUUAGGAUCAGCUGUGUGUCCGAAACCCCACCCAAGCAAGGGCAAAGAGAGAGAGAGAGAGAGAGAGAGAGAGAGAGUCAUUCGGAACACACCCGCAGUGGACCGGAACCGAGCGUCGAGUUCUCUAUCGCUCCGUCUCCUUGUUUUUUUUUCUCCUCCGUUAAAGCCGGAAGGUUUCAUCCCUCCAUCUUCCCUUCAUCCUUCCUCCUUCCUCCAUCCUCCGGGCCGGAGUCAGCUGAUCGAUACAGACACCACCACCUUCAUCAUCAUCAACAUCAUCUUCAUCAUCCAGGUCCAGCUCCAGCUCCAGCUCGAGGUCCAGCUCCAGGAUGAUCGCGUUGUUUAAUAAACUCCUGGACUGGUUUAAAGCUCUGUUCUGGAAGGAGGAGAUGGAGCUGACGCUCGUGGGCCUGCAGUACUCCGGGAAGACCACCUUCGUCAACGUGAUCGCGUCGGGACAGUUCAGCGAGGACAUGAUCCCCACCGUCGGCUUCAACAUGCGCAAGAUCACUAAAGGAAACGUCACCAUUAAGCUGUGGGAUAUCGGUGGGCAGCCGCGGUUCCGCAGUAUGUGGGAGAGAUACUGCAGGGGGGUCAGCGCCAUCGUGUACAUGGUGGACGCUGCAGAUCCGGAGAAAAUCGAGGCGUCUAAAAACGAGCUGCACAACCUGUUAGACAAACCGCAGCUGCAGGGCAUUCCUGUUCUGGUGUUGGGCAAUAAGAGGGACCUUCAUGGGGCGCUGGACGAGAAGGAGCUGAUCGAGAGGAUGAACCUGUCUGCCAUCCAGGACCGGGAGAUCUGCUGCUACUCCAUCUCAUGUAAGGAGAAGGACAACAUCGAUAUCACACUACAGUGGCUGAUCCAGCACUCCAGAACCAGGAGGAGCUGAGAGGUGGAGCUUCUGAUUGGAGAAACAGUAUCACGUGACCACCUGUAUGCCAAGUCCCGCCCCUUUUGGGUUUAUGCCCCGCCCCUGCUCUAACUCUCUAAAACGACUUUCAUUCCUGUACAAAUUGUGAUAAAUAUGAUUUGCACUGUUUACAGUUUUGUUUGUGUUUUUUUUUUUUUUUUUUUUUUUAACUUUUAUGCAUUUUUUAUAACAACGAAUUUCAGACCAGACGGAUUUCACAGUCACAUGAUGAAGACAUUUUUGUUUUUUUUGUGCAUGUUUGUGUGUAUGUGUCUUUCAGCCUUUUCAUAGAUCAGUAGUUGGUUAUACGAUAAAUCACGCUGUCUUCAUCGAGGACACUUCAGAAUCAUUGUCACGUCAGCGUGUGAAAGUGGACGUUUUGUGAUAAUAUCGUAAACCGCGAUAAAAUGAUUAGGCGAUUAUCCUAAUAACGAAAUCAUGCGGACGCACACCUUCAUAACUCAGACUGAGACGAUAGUGACGUUUCACACUAAUGUGGUUUUUUGUUUCAUGUUUGCCUUUGUUUUGUGUGUGUGUGUGUGUGUGUGUGUGUAUGUUUAAAGAAAAGGUCCUAAAAAAAAAUAUCCACAAUGUCUCUUCAUUCCCAGCGUAGUCAAGGCUAACGUAGCUAACACGUAAUGAGAGCUUAUAGCCUCCAGUUUAGCAUCGUGUGUAUAAACUACAGCAUGCAUUAAAGUUUUUUAAGUGGUUGUGUAUUAGCAACAACAUGCCGUUGUUUUGCGUCAAGUGUUUUUUUUUUCCCUGUGUGUUGUACAGCUUACCUGUUGCACCUCACUCCUUUAAUUACACACACACACACACACACACACACACACACACAGAGUCAUUGUUCUGUUUUGUUUUCUGGACAGUAUGAAUAUUAAUGUUAUAAUGACUUCCCUUGUGUGUGAUGAGAAGUGUUUUAAUCUAAGAAGUGAAAUGAGAAAUUAAAUCACAAAGCUGCCGGAUUCCUGGGUCAGCUAGCUAACUGUGUUCUCAGUUUAAGGUGGAAUAGUGUUAUUUUGGACUUAAAGCUCCAGUCCACCUUUAGUCUGUUUGCUUUCUGACCCACGAGUCCAGAUUUGUAGUCGUUUUCAUUUAUUUAAAGAAAUGAAAAGAAAUGAAUGGUUCUUCUUUCAGUUUUUAAGGUGCCACUGAGUUGCAUUGUUAUUACAUCAGGUUUAAACUCCAGUCCACCUUAAAUCAGUCGUUCUGCGCUGUUUAGGCUCAGCUCAUCAGAGACGAAUUAAAGGUGUGAACAUUUGUCCUGUUUUAUUUAUUUCUUUUAUUUGAUGUCCUGAUCAUCAGCAGCGUUAAAUCUCCAGUUCCACGUGUGUACAGUUCGGUCUUUUUCAGACACAUGGUUGGUUUUAAAACCUGUCCUGAUUUUUAACUCGAUGUUGUAAAUAACAACAAAACCCAAAACUCUUCUUCUGACUGGACUUUGAGAGAAAAAAAAAACAAUCUGUUGUGAUUUCUGUGAUUAAAAUUAACAAAUAUAAAAACACUCCAUGGUUUAGAGAA
Pangasianodon hypophthalmus (striped catfish) is the source of this 2511-nucleotide messenger RNA. It is a transcript of the gene arl8a, whose product is annotated as ADP-ribosylation factor-like 8A. Gene Ontology annotation, biological process: protein transport; anterograde axonal transport. NCBI's taxonomy places the organism in Eukaryota, Metazoa, Chordata, Actinopteri, Siluriformes, Pangasiidae. Bases 406 to 966 code for a protein of 186 amino acids. The record is from RefSeq and is a predicted model, not a curated record. Gene Ontology annotation, molecular function: GTP binding; GTPase activity. The transcript is spliced from 7 exons. Gene Ontology annotation, cellular component: lysosomal membrane.